AUGAAGGGCUUCUCAAAACUCACGAGCUAUUGUAAGCUCUUGGUGGCCUGCAACCCCUCUAGACGUGAAAUCUGCAUGCUAGUAGUGGGAUUCUUCAGUGCAAUUGCAUCCGGUGUCCCAUUCCCGAUCAUUGGUAUUGUCUUUGGUGCACUGCUUGACGAUUUCAACUCGGCAACUUGCGCCCAGAAGGAUGGGACCGCAACCGCCUCCACCGAGUCUUCCGACCAGAGCUCUAUCAACAGCGAGAUUCUUCUGAUCGUCUACCUGGCUAUUGCUCAGUUCGUCACGAUCUAUAUUCACCUCACAUGUUGGACCAUGACUGGUGCCCGAUUGGCGCAGCGACUCCGCGAGAACUACCUGAAGAACUUGCUCCGCCAAGAGCCAUCUUACUUCGAUAACCUGCCUCCCGGCGAGGUCGCCUCGCGUCUCAACAGCGAUAUUCAAACCAUUCGAUCUGGUACAUCCGAGAAAGUCGGAAUUGUCCUCUCGGCGGUCGCGUUUUUUGUCACCGCCUACAUCGUUGCCUUUAUCAAGGACUGGAGGCUUGCUUGCAUGCUGCUGUCACUGAUCCCAGCCUACAUGUUGAUGUCGUUUGUCGGCAGUCAUUAUAUUGAAAAGUACUCUGUGCUCAUGUCCGAUCAUGCUGCUAGUGCUGCAUCUAUUGCUUCCGAAGCGCUGUCCAACACUGUUGUGGUGCAGGCCUUUGGCGCCAAUACUCGUCUGGAGGAGAAGUUCUCCAAGGCGCUCAAACUCUCGGAAGGCGAAGGCCUGAAAAAGGCUUUGGUGGUGGGUAUCCAGUCUGGUGUUCUAUACUUUGUUGCAUACGGUGCGAACGGUCUGGCCUUCUGGCAAGGUGCCAAGUCAGUUGCGAAGUCAGUGGCAACUGGGGAUGCAGGUGUCACUGUUGGUGCAACCUUCACUGUGAUCUUUGUAUUGAUUGAAGCCACCUUGAUGUUCAGUCAAGUUUCGCCAUUCCUCCACUUGUUUGUCCAGGCUGUUGCUUCCUACUCCAAGAUUAAAGAAGAUCUUGAGCGUGUGCCCAAGAUUGACGGCACUUCUGAAUCCGGAAUUCGUAUCACUCAGGCCGAGGGUGGCUUCGAGUUCAAGAAUGUCUCUUUCACUUAUCCUUCCCGCCCUGAGAUCACUGUCCUUGACAACAUCAGCCUGAGCAUCCCUGCCAACAAACACACUGCUCUGGUUGGCCUCUCUGGCAGUGGAAAAUCAACUAUUGCGGGCCUGAUCACAAGACUGUAUGACCCCAACUCGGGUCAAAUUACCUUUGAUGGCCAUGAUAUCCAGGAAGUCAACGUGAAGGAUCUCAGAAGUUUCCUCAGCCUGGUUCAGCAGGAACCCUCUCUACUUGACCGCUCUCUUCUGGAGAACAUCGCCCACGGUUUGAUCAACUCAAGCAAUCCGAACCACGCCCACCUCAAGGAGGUCUUCAUCCGUCCUGAUCUGGAAGAGCUCGCAGCCAAACUGCGUGAUGGAAUGGACCUCAUGACUGAAGCCGCGAAAUUCGGCUCCGACGUUGUCGAAAUUGUGGAAUUGGUUAAGAAGGCUACCGUGCUCGCCGAUGCGGAAGGGUUCAUCUCUCGCUUGCAAUAUGGACUCGGUACUGUUGUUGGAUCCAGUGGGCGGUUGAUCAGUGGUGGCCAGAAGCAGCGUAUUUCGCUCGCUCGUGCCCUAAUCCGUGACCCUGCUGUCCUCAUUCUCGACGAGGCCACUGCCUCUCUGGAUUCCCACAGUGAACAGCGUAUUCAAAAGGCCAUCAACAACAUUGCCACCGGACGUACCGUUGUCACUAUUGCUCACCGAUUGUCCACCAUCACUGGAGCGGAUAACAUCAUCGUAAUGCACAAGGGUGUCAUCAUCGAGCAAGGUAACCAUGCCGAGCUGAUGGCCAAGGAUGGAUCUUAUGCCGAGCUCGUCAAGUUGCAGACCCUCAGCAGCACCCCUGAUAAAAAUGAAACUACCAUCACCGUGGAGACUAUCAGCAAGUCUGAUCAGAACUCUGUGACAGCUGGUGACAUUGAGAAGGCUGAAUCAUCCAAUACUGCUUAUGAGAACAUCAAGGAGAAGGUUCCCUCAAUUGAGGAAAACCCGGUUGGGGACUCUGGCGACGAGGCCGAGGAAGAAGAGCUCGAGGCCCCCAGAAAGUCUCUUUGGGCUCUUUGCAAAGGCUUUGCCCCAACUCUGCGCCCGCAUAUGCUCGUCAUUUUUCUUGCCCUGCUCGGCUCCGUCAUUGUCGGAGGAGCUUUCUCUGGCGAGGCUGUCAUUUUCGGAAACACCGUCGGUAGUUUGAACCCAUGUAACAGUGCGGCCUACAUUCGGUCGCAGGGUGACUUUUAUGGACUCAUGUUCUUUGUUCUCGCUAUAAUUGAGUUCUUCGCCAACGUCGUCAGUUGGGCUGGGUUCGGCUGGGUCUCCGAGAAGGUUGUAUACACGGUCCGUGUUUUGUCUUUCCGAUCUUUGUUCGAGCAGGAUCUCCAGUGGCACCAGUCGAAUGGACGUACUCCCCCCUUGCUUCUUUCCUACAUUACCAGAGACGGUAAUGCUCUUGCUGGCCUGAGUGGUUCCAUCAUUGGUACUCUGUUCUCUAUCACCGUUAACCUCUUCGCCGCUAUCAUCCUAACCCACAUCAUUGCUUGGAAGAUCGCCUUGGUCUGUCUUGCACUGGUUCCCCUUCUUCUCGGAGCUGGUUUUAUGGAACUCCUUAUCCUCGGCCGAUUUGAGGAACGUCACGAGAACGCCUAUUCCCUGUCCGUGGACAUUGGCGUUGAGGCUAUUACCAACAUCAAGACCAUUGCCUCCCUUUCCCUCGAAGACCAGACCCUCAAGACCUACCGCAAGUCUCUCAAUGGCCCUCGCAAGGAGACCCUCAAUGUUACCCUGCAGGCCAGCGCCUGGCAGUCCACUACCUACUUCCUCGGUAACUGUGUGAACGCCCUGGCAUACUGGUGGGGUGCCAAGCAGAUCAUCAACGGUACCUACACUCAGACUCAAUUCCUGAUUGUCGUCUUUUCCCUUCUGGUCAGCGCUCUCUUGUGGAGUCAGAUGUUCGCUCUUGCCCCCGAACUUUCUCAAGCCCGUGCUGCCAUGGCCAGGAUUCUGGAUCUCAUCGAGCAGGGCUCUGACAAGAUGCGUGGUCGUGUUCCUACUCAUGCUCCCAAUGUCGUCCCGAAAGACGGAGAUAUCGAGUCUGUCGAGCCCAAGGCCAUCCAGUCCAACUCAACUGCAUCCAGCGUCCAGCUUCGCGAUGUCCACUUUGCCUACCCCGCUCGCCCGGAUAUGAAGGUUCUGAACGGCCUGUCCGUCGAUAUCAAGCCAGGCCAGUUCUGCGCCCUCGUCGGCCCAAGUGGUGCCGGUAAAUCGACAAUCAUCUCCCUGGCCGAGCGCCUCUACCUCCCAGAGUCUGGAUCAAUCCUGAUCGACGGUCUUGACGUAACAAAGACCCGAGACCCCUCUUUCCGCGACAACAUCUCCCUGGUACCCCAGGAGAGUGUUCUCUUCGAGGGAACAGUUGAAUUCAACAUCGGCCUCGGCGCCAAACCCGGCAAAGAAGCUACACACGAGGAGAUUGUCGAAGCCUGCAAGCUCGCCAACAUUCACGAGACCAUCGAGUCAUUGCCUGAGGGAUACAACACCAUGUGUGGACCGAACGGUAACCAGUUCUCCGGUGGUCAGAAGCAGAGAUUGUCCAUUGCCCGUGCGCUGGUUCGCAAGCCUAAGCUGUUGAUCUUGGAUGAGUCGACCAGUGCGUUGGACGCUGAGUCUGAGAAGCUUCUCCAGGACGGUCUUAGCAAGGCUGCUAAGGGUAUCACUGUUAUUGCGAUUGCUCAUCGUCUGCACACUAUCCGCAAGGCUGAUGUCAUUUUCUUGAUUGACGCUGGACGUUGCACUGAUAGUGGAUCACAUGAGGAGUUGCUUGAGAGGUCCGAGAGUUAUCGGACUAAUGUUAUGCACCAGACUGUUGCCACUUAA
This is a messenger RNA of Penicillium longicatenatum, 3981 nucleotides long. RefSeq names its product ABC transporter ATP-binding protein. Gene Ontology annotation, biological process: transmembrane transport. NCBI's taxonomy places the organism in Eukaryota, Fungi, Ascomycota, Eurotiomycetes, Eurotiales, Aspergillaceae. The coding region runs from base 1 to 3981 and encodes 1326 amino acids. Gene Ontology annotation, cellular component: membrane. Gene Ontology annotation, molecular function: ATP binding; ABC-type transporter activity; ATP hydrolysis activity. The transcript has a single exon. The record is from RefSeq and is a predicted model, not a curated record.